Messenger RNA from Leptopilina heterotoma, 721 nucleotides. RefSeq names its product neprilysin-21-like. Gene Ontology annotation, cellular component: plasma membrane. The coding region runs from base 86 to 721 and encodes 211 amino acids. Gene Ontology annotation, molecular function: metalloendopeptidase activity. Lineage: Eukaryota; Metazoa; Arthropoda; Insecta; Hymenoptera; Figitidae. The transcript has 6 exons. Gene Ontology annotation, biological process: protein processing. The record is from RefSeq and is a predicted model, not a curated record.
UCAACUUGAAUUAUGAUAUUAAUUUACACAUAUAAGGUUAAUUAUUAAAUUAUAAAUUAAUUUUUUCAGCUGGCAGGUACAUCCUAUGCAUGUAAAAGUCUUAUAUUUCAAAAAAAAAAAUUUGUUGAAUAUCCCAGCUGCUGCUUUACAGGCUCCUCUAUUUUCCGUCUUACAACCAAAUACAGUCAAUUAUGGUAAAAUAGGUUAUAAAAUUGCUCACCAAAUGGCACAUGGUUUUGACACAACUGGUAUCAAAUACAAUAAAGAUGGAAAAAUAUAUGAUCUGCCGGAAGAUAUAAGGAAAUCUAUUGCAGAAAAAACCGAGUGUUUUGCUAAUCAGUAUAAUCAAUUUAAAACCAGCGAAAUAGAAGACGAUAUAAACGAAAUCGAAACAAAAUUAAUAAAUGAAAAUUUAUCUGAUUCGCUGGGAAUAAAUCUUGUAUUUUCCGCUUUGAAAGAAAUCGAGACAGUAAAUAAGUCACUCCAAUUACCUGGAUUAAAACAUUGGAGCAAUAAGAAAAUUUUCUUUCUGUCUUUUGCAAGGUUACAUUGCUUUAAUGCAACAGAAAAGCAUAAAGAAUUAUUGCAAAAUUAUUACAGACGUAGCUCUCGCAAUUAUCGUGUAAAUAUUCCACUUCAAAAUUUCGAAGAGUUUGCUGAAGCUUUUAACUGUCCAAUUGACACUCCAAUGAAUCCAAGUUCUAAGUGUAAAUUAUGGUAA